AUGAGCCUAUUUGUAGGCAAUAUCUCUAGAAAUAUUUCACUUAAUUCUUUGGUUGAUAAUUUUUUUUCAUUAAUUCAUUUUGUCAAAAUUACUUUAAGCCUUUUUUGUGGAAAAUGUAUAAUUCUUUCAAACUUCUGUCCUUAAAUUUUUAAAUCAAAUUUCAUAAAUUUUUCUUUAUUAUUUGAGCGGAGUUAAGGACUUAGAAGCUGAAUUUAACAAAUUUGGAGUCUGUAAGAUUAAUCAUAAAGGCGGGUACGCUUUCAUAGAAUACUCAAACGAGCGUGAUGCUGAGGAUGCCAUGUUUGAGAUGCUGGGCAAAAACAUGGGCGGUCUCUGCUUGAAUAUUGAGUGAUCGAAGCGAUCAGAUAAGUUUAACCCCAAAGCUUUAAGCAAGCCGAAUCCGUCUAAAGAUCGUCAAAAGGACAAAUGCUUUAAUUGUGGCAAGCCUGGCCAUAUCUCAAGAGAUUGCGCAGAGAGAGUGGAAUGCUUUGAAUGUGGAGCACAUGGGCAUUUCGCCAGGGGCUGUCCAAAUGGCAAAAAGUCAUCUCCAAAGAAAAACUCAGUUUCACCGCACAGAAGCAGAAGUCCGCGAAAAAGCUCUAGUGAACGGUCAUUUUCUAUUGAAAGAGGCGAUCUUCCAGAAGAGUUUUUUCCAAAAAUUGCAAAAAGUCUUGUGGAAAAUAGGGACUUUUAUGUGAAACAGGACGAACCACACAUUAUUAAAGAAGAAAUAGUCGACAACGAGCUGACAAUGGAGGACGGAUCUAAAUUUACACUGAUUUCCGGAGGAUUUAACGAAGAAAGUGCAGUUUUUCGAUGUGCGCUCUGCAGCAAAAACUUACAAAAAUCAAGUGCGAGAAGACAUAUAGGAACAAAAACCCAUAAGGAGAGGCUGAUUAAGGUAGAAUAA
Messenger RNA from Blepharisma stoltei, 910 nucleotides. The record is from the annotation of a GenBank genome assembly. NCBI's taxonomy places the organism in Eukaryota, Ciliophora, Heterotrichea, Heterotrichida, Blepharismidae.